Pelobates cultripes (western spadefoot toad) is the source of this 10886-nucleotide messenger RNA. The record is from the annotation of a GenBank genome assembly. Lineage: Eukaryota; Metazoa; Chordata; Amphibia; Anura; Pelobatidae.
CCCCCGGCGGCCGGAGAUGGUAUGUCCCGCCCCCCCAGCGGCCGGAGAUGGUACGUCCCGCCCAGUGAGAGCACCAAGAUGGCGGCGGUUGUCUGUGCCCUGCACGCGGCCGCCCUGGCAUGGUAUGUGUUCGGUCUCUGGCAGAAUGUGCAGGUUACCGGCUCCACCCUGGGACACGGGGCUCACACGUAUGGGGGGCGAUGGAAAUACCUGACCUUCAUCAACCAGGUGAGAGCAGGACCCCCUGUGACAUCACCAGAGUGACCUCACCCUGACCCCUGUGACAUCACCAGAGUGACCUCACCCUGACCCCUGUGACAUCACCAGAGUGACCUCACCCUGACCCCUGUGACAUCACCAGAGUGACCUCACCCUGACCCCUGUGACAUCACCAGAGUAACCUCACCCUGACCCCUGUGACAUCACCAGAGUGACCUCACCCUGACCCCUGUGACAUCACCGGGUGACCUCACCCUGACCCCUGGGACAUCCGUCAGAGUGACCUCACCCUGACCCCUGUGACAUCACCAGAGUGACCUCACCCUGACCCCUGUGACAUCACCAGAGUGACCUCACCCUGACCCCUGUGACAUCCGUCAGAGUGACCUCACCCUGACCCCUGUGACAUCCGUCAGAGUGACCUCACCCUGACCCCUGUGACAUCCGCCAGAGUGACAUCACCCUGACCCCUGUGACAUCCGCCAGAGUGACAUCACCCUGACCCCUGUGACAUCACCAGAGUGACAUCACCGGUUUUAUUCAGGGCCAUACAAGGCCUUUUAUGCAAAAGCCCCUACAUUAGGAUCCCAUACAAAUAUACAGGGUAAUCCUUCCUAUGAUCCUCUGUGCCUGAGAAAUAAUUACCGGCACAGAGGAUCAUGGGAAGGAUUACCCUAUAUAUUUGUAUAGGAUCCUUGUGUGGCCCUGAAUAAAUUAUGUCUGACAUAAAACAAUCAUGUACCCCUUGUGAGCGCAUAACAUAUCCGAAAAGCGGUCAGAUCCCAUGAACACAGCCGAAACGCCACCGGGGUAAAGUUUUAACCGACCGCACAUUUGGCUUCUGCCCAAAAUAGUUCCAUAGAAUCUGGGGUAGUGGUCGGUCUCUUUCGGGAGCAUGAAAACGCAGAAAAUACAAAAUGGAUGCUUUCACCCUUAUUCUGAUUGUGUGCCCCUCAUUUAGGGGAAUGAUUCCACCGAACAGUGUUAUUCUCAGAUGUAUAGAAACUAAUACAGGCGGAGAUGGAAGUUCAGCGGUGUUCGCGAGGUCGAGUGUCCAUUUUUAGUUCCAUAAACUCGACGACCAAACACAACUGUCUGCAUUCGCGGAAACAAGAUGGCCGCCACCACGUGUUCGAACGUACGAACGACGCCACCCAGCCGACCGUUUAGAACACUGAGGUGUGAACCACUAUUAAAGUGUGAACAGGGGUGAUGGAGGUUAACAAUGUUCUGUAUUUUUCGUGGUUUUGUUCGGUUGUUGAACAAAACAGCGGUAUUAAAUUAGAUGAGCAAGGUUUUACCGAACAAACCAGGGAAUCGUAAGGGAACAUAGGUCAAUUCCGCCACAAUCCUGACCCCUGUGACAUCAUCACACUGACAUGCAUUGACCCCCGUGACAUCACCUUCACCCCUGUGACUUAAUCAUAGUGAUGUCUUCCUGGCCGCAAUGACUUCCUCACAGUGACUUCUUCCUGGCCCCAGUGACUUCCUCACAGUGACGUUUUCCUGGCCCCAGUGACUUCCUCACAGUGACGUUUUCCUGGCCCCAGUGACUUCCUCACAGUGACGUUUUCCUGGCCCCAGUGACUUCCUCACAGUGACGUUUUCCUGGCCCCAGUGACUUCCUCACAGUGACGUUUUCCUGGCCCCAGUGACUUCCUCACAGUGACGUUUUCCUGGCCCCAGUGACUUCCUCACAGUGACGUCUUCCUGGCCCCAGUGACUUCCUCACAGUGACGUUUUCCUGGCCCCAGUGACUUCCUCACAGUGACGUUUUCCUGGCCCCAGUGACUUCCUCACAGUGACGUUUUCCUGGCCCCAGUGACUUCCUCACAGUGACGUUUUCCUGGCCCCAGUGACUUCCUCACAGUGACGUCUUCCUGGCCCCAGUGACUUCCUCACAGUUACGUUUUCCUGGCCCCAGUGACUUCCUCACAGUUACGUUUUCCUGGCCCCAGUGACUUCCUCGCAGUGACGUUUUCCUGGCCCCAGUGACUUCCUCGCAGUGACGUUUUCCUGGCCCCAGUGACUUCCUCGCAGUGACAUUUUCCUGGCCCCAGUGACUUCCUCGCAGUGACGUUUUCCUGGCCCCAGUGACUUCCUCACAGUGACUGCUUCCUGGCCCCAGUGAUUUCCUCACAGUGACUGCUUCUUGGCCCCAGUGAAGUCAUCCUGACUCCUGUGACAUCAUCACACUGACAUGCAUUGACCCCAGUGAAGACAUCAGCCUGACGCCAGUGACAAUACAUUAGCCAAGCAAUGACACCGGUGACAUCAUCCUGAGCACAAUCACAUUGACCUUUUCUAACCCCCUGACCCUAGUCAAAUUGAAAAUUCUAGUGCUGAAGAUUGCUAUGAAGUUAAGCCACACCAAACAGUGAAAUUCAAGGAGCAGCUACACACCAGGGUGCAGGGACAAUGUAAGGAUUUUUGGCUAUUAACAGAGCACGAGUUAAGAAAUUCUAAAUUAAAUAGACUGUGCAGUAAAGGAAGGGUAAAUCUUAGAUCUGUUUACAGGAAGUGUUUAGGAAGGUUGUAAUUAGCAUGCAGGGAGGUGUUACUAGGGCUACAUAAACAAUGUGACUUAACUACUAAAUGGCAGAGAAUUGAGCAGUGAGACUGCAGGAGCAUGAUCUAUACACAAAAACGGCGUCAUUAAAGGAUCACUCUAGUCUCAGGAAAACAAACUUGGUUUUCCUGACACUAUAGCAUCCUUAGGACACCCCCCACCCACCCUCAGGGUCCCCCUCCCUUGGCGCUGAAGCGGUUAAAGCCCCUUCUGCUACUUACCUUAAUCCAGCGCAGGGCUCCCUCGGCGCUGGUGACCUCCACCCCCACCCCCCCUGCCGACGUCAGCUCCCGUGUGGAGCAGAGCCGCACGCGCAUUCAAACAGUCCUUAGGAAAGCAUUUCUCAAUGCUUUCUUAUGGACGUUCUGCACGCUGGAUGCAAAUUUUGCAUCGAGCCUCACAGAAGCGCCUCUAGCAGGCGUCAGGAAGACAGCCAUUAGAGGUUGGAUUAGCCCUGCAAUGUAAACAUUCUCUGAAACUGCUAUGUUUACAUCUGAAGGGUUAAAACCUGGGUUGACUGAAGUGGUCUGGGUGACUGUUUCCCUUUAAGAUAAAGUUAUUCUGGUGCCUGCAGUAUCCCUUCAAGGAGUUGGCAUUUGAGGAGAUUUUGGCACAAUUCAGGUGCCAUCUUGUUUCUUCUCUGGCCGUGUCCGUCAAUUUACACUUUGAUCUUAUUUAUCUUUUGGCUGGAGCUCAUCUUAGGGGAGGUACUUUCCCUGUGUGUAGUAGUAUUAUUAUUAUUAUUAUUAUUAUUAAUGUUUUGAUAACCUAGCCAAAUCCAGAGGUUGGUGAAUUAGCCGUGUGGACGUCUCAGCAGUACACAACAUACCUCCCUAAGGUCACUGUGGGGUUUUCUGAAUUGAGUGCACUGUCCCAGAAGAUUUGGUUAUGCAACAGAAUUGAGUGUUAGGAUUUAUUUUGGAUAAGACAGGGGGGGCUGUUCUCAUUAAUCAGAGGUUAUGAAACCCAAAUCUCAGCCUCUCUGUUAUGUAACUAAGUUUCAAGAAUUCAGAUUAUGUACUGUGUCUGUUACACGUUUCAUUUUAAGAUCUAUAUUCUGUUGGCGCUCAGUGUACCGAGAUAUUACUCAAAUGUGCUGUGCUCUAUCACGUCUGAAAUCAAUUUACAAAUGAUCCGUGUUUUACACAUGCACUCAAUCUUUUCUGUGAACGACCCUGUCUUCCCUGAUAUAAAGCUUACUGUUUACAUUAAAGGGUCACUCCAAGCUGGAAUUGAACAAAUCCUUUUAUAUAUAUAAUAUAUAAAUACGUUAACAUAAUGCAAAAUAUACUAACUUUAAAAGGUCUGUGUGUGCCUUAUUUUGCUGCCAAUUCCAACACAUGACAUAAUCAGCCUGAAUCUUUGCCCACCUUUAGAAGGCAGCUUUAUUCUAGCCUAUGCAGUGUGUACAUGUAAUAAUCCCGGACUGCGACGAUUGACAGGUGCUAAGCUCUCUUGCACAGCUCCUGGUUUGUUUAGAACAGACGUUUCUGGGACAUGUUCAGUUAUCAGCUACUUUUUCAAACUGUUAGUUGAACUACAACUCCCAGAAGACUUCACUGAGCUCCCUGAUGAUGUAUAACUGGGCAUUGCAGGUGAGGAGGGAUGGGUCAGCAAGUGAGUUGUGACAUUGUGUACGCAGGUGCGGGAAAUGGCAAGAAGAGGGUAUUAACAUUGAAGGGAAGCACGAGGGCUACAAAACAAAAUAACUAUUGCAAACAGGGCAGUAGAAAAGGCACCUAACCAAUUUCUAUAAAACGCCCAAAGAUUUAGUUAGUGCUGCUACAGGUAUUUUUUUCUGUCACAUUUAGACCGGUGUACUGUCACCUUAAAAGUAUAGUAUAGUCACCCAGCCAACCUCAUUUCAUUGAACUCCUUGUCCUUUUAACCCUGCAAUGUAAAACAUUACUGUAAUUGUAAACCCUGCAAUGUAAAGACUACAGUUUAAGUCCUCCACUAGUGGCUGCCAGUAUGACGGACACUAGAGGUCCGUCUGUGCCACAUGACGUGGAAAGCCCAUAAGAAAGUAUUAAUGCACUGCUUUCCUAUGGGGAAACUUUAAAUGUGCGCUCGGCACUUGACACACACGUGCAUUAGGUUCCAAUUGCUUAUCACGUCUCCUCCGCUGCGUCACUAAAGGAGAGGUGAGCAGCUCUGGAAAAUGGUAAGUGAAUCCUCUAUUUUCUUAACUUUUAUUCCAAACGGAGUGUGUGACCUAUAGUAGUAGAGAGACAGACAUUAGAGAGUUAGGAAUACAUUUUGUAUUCCUAGUAACUAAAAGACCAGUACUUUUACCAUUAAUUACCUUCUACAGACAUGUGAAUGUCAUUUCUCUAAACCUGCCGUCUAAAUCUCCCAGUAAGGACAGCGAAGAAAAAAAUACAUCCAACACACAUCAUCCUCAGCCUUCAUCCACCUGAGUGUUGUUCCAUUUUUGCUAAACUUGCUCACUAUCGGUAUGCCUUGUUACAGGUGGAGUAUUAUAACCCAGGCUGCCUGUUUGAAUGUAGAACAAGCUUUGGCUAUAUUCUAUCUAGUAGAACGUGCUAAACACUAAAUUAUACUGUAGAUUCUUUGAAUCUGUGACAAACACGGUAGUUACUCAUCAUUGACCUGGUACCUCCACUAGUGAGUCUGCCAGAAUGGGAUUCCGCUGGUACAUUUGUAAUCUCAAUGACAGAUCGGAUCCUCAGCCAUAUGAAAAAUAUGAGCACCUGAUUGCGAUGGCUGAUGUUGUCUGGCUCUGGUGAUGAGAUACCCCAUUAUGGGAUUCCAGAUCCACUGAGCACAUUAUAAAUCACUAGAUAUUUCAGCACAUGUCACUAUUAAUCCAUCUCCACAUUUGUAAAGUUUGCACUAAACCUAGGAGUUUGGCAACAGCACUCAGGAGUGUUACAGAAGUUGGGAAUGAUGAAAACCAGACAUCUGACCAUGUUAGGAUAAUUAACGGAACCACAUCCUUCUACAAACCACAGCGUGAUGAAUAAACGUUUCACGAGAUGGGACCAGUCAUGCUUAAUAUUGCCCCCUUAAUCCUUUACCAGAGAGGCUCAUUUCUUUUCAAAUCAGCUACUUACUACACAUUGGCCCCCAUACUGUCUGCAAAAGAGAACAGCUAGUCAAGUACUGCCAAAGGAAGGUCCAGUAAUCCCAGUACUGCCGAUGGUGGAUCCAGUACUGUCAAAGAAGGUCCAGCUAUCCCAGUACUAAUCAAGAAAGAUCCACUUACCCCAGUACUAUCAAAGAAGGUCCAGCUACCCUAGUACUCACAAAGAAAGAUCCAGCUACCCCAGUACUGCCAAUCGUAGAUCAAGUUACCCCAGUACUGUCAAGGUCCAGCUACCCCAAUACUGCCAAAAGGAAGGUCCAGUUACCCCAGUAUGCCUCCAAAAAGGGCCAGCUACCACCGUACUGCCAAAGGAUUGUCCGUCUACCAUUGCAUAGGAGAUACACUAACCCAGCCACUUUAUUUAGCCUAUGUUUAGGAUUGUUGUGGCUUAGAAGACAAUUUGAGUUCUGUUUUGUGUUUGUCAGUGGGGACAGUGCAAAGGUUCCUCUGUAAUGGUACUAAUGUACUAAAGAUUUAAUGAGUGGGCAUUAUUGUACGAGACACUGUAGUGACUUCCAUCUCACUGAGUGCUUGUGUAAGACACUGCACAUUUUAUUUCUUACUAACCUUUCACAACAUAUUCUUCCAUUAGGUUCUCCAGACUAUCUUUUUUGGAGUGUGCGUUCUGGCUGAUCUUUGCCCGUUAUUUGUGUCCAGGAAGAAUGGAUUGGGUUCCUUCAUAGUGAAGCUCCGAGACAUGAUCUUCUCUGUGCUUGCUUUCCCAGUUGGAGUUGUAGGUAUUCAGAAACUCAAGACUGUGACGUUCUGUUUUUAUAAAUGUUAUAGACCGUUCAUGUGCCUUUUAGACAAUCUGUGUGCCAGUUAGCCCAUGUGAUUCUUAUAGUCAGUUUGUGUAUAUUAGACAGUCUGUGUGUGUCAGUCUGUGGGUAUAUUACAAACAGUCUGUGUGCCGUUUCAGUUUGUUGUGACCUCGUUCUGGAGUAUUUAUGCGUACGACCGGGAGCUAGUCUACCCCGAGGUCUUAGACAGCUUUAUUCCACAAUGGCUUAAUCAUGCCAUGGUAAGUACUAACAGCCCGGAUCAAGUGAGUUAGUCUGACUAUAAUCCCUAUACAUACAUAAUACAUAACUGUAAACACCCAUUAUCUGUACGUGUCUGUUAUAUCCAAUAUCUGUGCACACUCCUUACCUGUACGUGUCUGCUUUAUCCAAUAUCUGUGCACACUCCUUACCUGUACGUGUCUGUUUAUAUCCAAUAUCUGUGCACACGCCUUACCUGUACGUGUCUGCUCUACCAAUAUCUGUGCACACUCCUUACCUGUAUGUGUCUGUUAUAUAAUAUCUGUGUACACUCCCUACCUGUACGUGUCUGCUUUAUCCAAUAUCUGUGCACACUCUUUACCUGUACGUGUUUGCUAUAUCCAAUAUCUGUGUCCACUCCUUACCUGUACGUGUCUGUUUAUAUCCAAUAUCUGUGCACUCUCUUUACCUGUGUCUGCUAUAUCCAAUAUCUGUGCACACUCUUUACCUGUACGUGUUUGCUAUAUCCAAUAUCUGUGUCCACUCCUUACCUGUACGUGUCUGUUUAUAUCCAAUAUCUGUGCACUCUCUUUACCUGUGUCUGCUAUAUCCAAUAUCUGUGCACACUCUUUACCUGUACGUGUUUGCUAUAUCCAAUAUCUGUGUCCACUCCUUACCUGUACGUGUCUGUUUAUAUCCAAUAUCUGUGCACUCUCUUUACCUGUGUCUGCUAUAUCCAAUAUCUGUGCACACUCUUUACCUGUACGUGUUUGCUAUAUCCAAUAUCUGUGUCCACUCCUUACCUGUACGUGUCUGUUUAUAUCCAAUAUCUGUGCACUCUCUUUACCUGUGUCUGCUAUAUCCAAUAUCUGUGCACACUCCUUAUCUGUGUCUGCUAUAUCCAAUAUCUGUGCACACUCUUUACCUGUAUGUGUUUGCUAUAUCCAAUAUCUGUGCACACCCCUUACCUGUACGUGUCUGCUUUAUCCAGUAUCUGUGCACACGCCUUACCUGUACGUGUCUGCUCUACCAAUAUCUGUGCACACGCCUUACCUGUACCACCCAUUUUCUGUCUGCACUCUUACCAGUAUUCUGCUCUGUCUGCUAUCCCCACAUGUUCCUUACCUGUAUGUGUCAUGCCCACCCAUUAUCUGUGCACAUUCUCUUAGCUGUUUGUAUAUCCUGCUAUAGAGGACUUUUCCUUUCUGUUUACUAAAUCUUACUGUCAGAUGAUUGUUGCGCGGGGUCAUUAGCUGGAAAGUAAGGAGGGUUUAAAGAGAGACCUGUUGGAGUCCCACCUAGUGAAUAUAUUCCUACCUUGUCUCUUCCAGCACACCUAUGUCCUUCCUCUGCUUCUCAUUGAGCUGUUUGCUUGCUCCCACCAAUAUCCCAACAAGAAGAAUGCGCUUCUGGUCCUGGGCAUCUUCUGUUUGGCCUACGUAUCCUGGUGAGACGCUGUUACAAUUAAUUAACCAUGUUGAAAUAUUGGGUGAAAAGCAACGCGUUUGGCAGUUUGUUUCUGUGCUUUCCUGGCUGUUUAACGAAUUCCUUGAAUCUGUCUGUUAAACCCUCUUCCUCCACACAUUGGGUGGGUUACUAUGAAUGUACAAAAACUGGCCAUGUACCUCAGGGGAAGUAGCCUACAGCUACCGUUUUCUCCUCUCUAGGAUGCCCUGGUAGCCCCAAUUAGCAUAUUACCUAGAAAUGUGCAAACUGUGUGUAUAAAUGUAAAUAACGUAAUAACAUAUUUUUUAGUGUGGAUCCGGCAUGUCACUGCAUUCAGAUCCCUGUUAAUUGCCGUAGGGGGGCACGUGACUCUGAGCUGUACGAGUGGGCUGCCAAUGGCUGGAUUACAGUAACCUUUGCUUUGUCUCCUCCAGGCUUUUGUGGGUGCAUCAGGCUUCUGGGAUCUGGGCGUACCCCAUCUUGGAGAAACUGGAUGCUGUAGGCAAGAGCCUGUUCUUUGCCACAUCCUUUCUCAUCAUCAUUCCUUUUUAUCAGCUGGGCGAGUCUCUAACACGGCUGCAGUGGGGUGAGUUAUAAAACUACAGAUUAAUAUCACAGAGCUGCCAUUGUACUGUCUGCCCCCAGGCACAGAUCAGCUCUGUGUUAUCUGUGAAUAAUUACAGCUUCAUCAUGUGCCCUUCUAGUGGGGCAUGUCUGCACUAAACAAGGGAAGACGCAAGGCCAGUUCUGGGUAUCAUUCCGACAUUUAUCACUUUAUCUCCAUCUCAUAACAUGUUUUCAUUACAGGUGGCAGAAAAUCUACAAAGAAGAAGGUGAAAUAAAAAAAACUGAUUGAGGAUCGUGGACCAUUUACUCUCCCGAGAACUGGUGGUGGAGAAAAAUCAUCCGAUCUAGAAUUAUUUAGAAGUAAUUUUAAUAAUUGUGGGCUGAAUAUAUAGGUAUAUUGUUAUUUUGCGGCAGUUCCUGCCAGCCUGUGGGAUCAACAAAUGCAAUGAAGGGACGGUUUGGGCUUGACACAGACAUGUUUCUGUAGCUGCUUCCUCCACAGUAGAGGAUUCUGGGUAACAAUGAAGCAAAUGAGCGUGUGUUCAUGCAUCCUCUAGCUGUGAUGGAGGCAUCAUAUGUAUUUUAAAGUUUUACAAUGGGUAAAGGAUUCACUUUGAUUGUGCUUCAACCAGUGAUGCCUUGUGAUUGCUUUAUAAGGCAGGAUGUAGUUGUGACCAUAUUGUACUGAUCUACCUCAAAAUAAGUCCAGAAUCUGCACUAAGUCUGACCUCCCAGCUUACUUUCAGGGGGCAGAGCUCCCCACCCCCUCCUCCCAGCAUCCCUUUGCAAGGAACAAUUCUAAAGAUUUAUAUGUUAAUAGGAUAAUUAGUUGAAUGUUUUCUGUUGGGCUCAUACAGUGGUUUCCAGCUCAGACACUGUGAUUAUCUGUGGCGUUUAGUUAGACAAGGAAAAAUGAAUGAAUUUAAAGUUGUAUUCAGAAGUCUAAUGUAACCAGCGGCAGGCCUAAUGACAAAAAACGUUAUCCUUAAAGGCACACUCUGCAUAUGCUAGAUUUUCACCUCCGGUAUUUGCAGUAUUUUUAAUUUUUGCAUAAUAAAAAAAAAAAAAUGUUUUGCAGAAUGCGACACCAUAAGCUGGCCUCCUUAGCCACGUCCCCUCAUGCCAGAAAUCCUUUAUUUAUUUUUUCAGAUAUAUGUACACAGCUCAGCCCCUGACAGCGCUGAGUGAUCUGCUUUUAAUUCACAACCUGGCUGUCAGAGAAACUAAGAACAGGAAACUAUAAAAAGGUUACUAUUAAUUCACUAAAGGGAGAAUUCAAUGUGAAUUUAAAAGUCAAAACAGAUGAAUUAGGAAAAAUGUCAGAUAUUCUGGCUUUGAAUUCUUGUUUUAGUAAAUAACCCUGUAUUCCUCCCUCACAGUCCUCUCUCUCUCUCUCUAAUAAAGGCUGCUUUGCCGUUCAGAACACUCAGUGCUUUAAGUGGCUGAACUGUGUACAUACAUUUGAUAAGGAAGUCUUUUUUUGGAAUGGGGGGUGUGUGGCUCAGGAGGACGGCUUAUUGUUGCAGAAUUCUGCAAACAUUUCUCAUGUUGUGCACAAAAACCUAUAACGAUUUGAGCAAAACAAUUUUGCAUACUAAUAAGACAGAAACCAAAAAAAACGAUCAAAAUACAUUAAAGUUGGAUUGGUUUCUUUAACAUCCUCAACAAAUAAAUAGAUGUCCGCAGAGAAUGCGUUCUACUCAUUCCCCUUACUGGAAGAUUUAUUAUUAAUGCCGUCAAAUAUGAAAUGGCCAAUUAUUAAAUGAGUCUCCUUGUUUACAGCAAUUACACACAAAAUAAAUGGUGUAUUUUAUAAGAGUUUUAACACUCAUUGUUAAUGCUGGUAUAAGAUUAAAGUUAAUUGCACUGUUAAAUAAAUCUAUAAAUUAUAAGACAUUUAUUGAGCUGUGUGUUCCUCCCUUUAGUAAAAGCGUGUUGUGGUUAUUGCUCUCUAUUCACUAAAUUCUGGGUACACUCAGGAUCAGCAAAAUUUGAU